GCCAAGCCGUCCUCAGCCGCUCACACGGCAACAACAUGCCUGCCUGGGCAGCGGCGGCGCUCGCCGGGGAGCGGGGCUGGCUCCAGGAGGAUUAUUAGCCCUCAGCCAAGAGGGGGGAGUGGGGGGGGAUCAAGGAAAACCAGCCAGCAGAGCAGGAGGUGGGGGGGCAAGGCAGAGACUCAGCCCUGCCACCCCCCUGCGCCCCACCAGAACCGAGCUCCCCGGGCGCUGGAGGAGAGCAGCAGCCCCGCCAGAUUGGUGUCUUGGCUGGCUAGAGUCCCAAACACUUCGGGUCCUGAUGGGGGACUCAGGAUCAAGACGUUCAACUCUUGUGUCUCGACUGCCAAUAUUCAGGAGAAGUAUUAGUCGAAGACAUGACUCCCUUCCUUCCUCACCCUCCUCCAUUAAUACUGUGGGUGUCCAUAGCUCCUCUCCCUCCAGCACCAACUCAAGCUCAGGUAGUACAGGCAAGCGAAGGAGCAUAUUCCGCACACCUUCCAUCAGCUUCCACAGCAAGAAGGGGAGUGAACAGAAGUCUGAAUCUGCAAGCCAGAAUGUAAGUAUUUCAAAUGGUGCUCAGUCAACUCACAACAAUUUCCAAAAAACGAGCUUGGAAGAACACGUUAAAAGCAGAGGGAGGCAUUCAGUUGGUUUCGGCAGUUCACGGAGCAAGAAGAUAACAAGAUCCUUGACCGAGGACUUCGAAAAGGGGAAAGAGCCAUCAACUAAUAAGAAUGUCUUUAUAAAUUGCAUACGUUCUGGAAAAAACGAGGGUGAUGACUCUGGCUUUAUAGAGGAGCAAAGUAGACGAUCUAUUAAGGAAUCCUCACGGAAACUUCUCCCGAAAUCUUUCUCAUCACACUACAGGUUUUCAAAGCCUGUCCCCCAGAGCCAGUCAGUUUCCUGUGUACAACAGUCUGGAUGCUUGUUGGAGAUUAAACCAUAUGUUGAAAGCGACCCCAUAGCAGUAAGGUCCUCUCCAUCAUGUUCUGCUGAGAUAACAGAAUGUGCAGGAAGUUCUUUGCAAUCACCACAACUUUCUGCAGACCUCACCACAGUCCAGACCCCUUCGGAAUUUUUAGCCUUGACUGAAGAUUCUUUCUCAGAAGUUGACGUGGUGCCCAAUAGUGGAAACACGGCGCCACAUACAAAGAACUUUGACAAUAAUACUUCUACCUCUCAGAUUUUCCUCAGUCCUGUUGUUGCUUAUGUGAGGAAAAUAGAUCAUGUAGAAAAUACUUCCCUGUCUGCUGUUAUAUCUCCUGUGAAUCAUACAAGCUUUUGUAGUACUGAAUCAAAUACCUUACCUAAAAAUACUGCUGCUAAUCAAACACAAGUAUUAUUGCAAGCCACUGAACUUCCUGGUAAAGAUGCUGGGCACAUAGGAGAAAUUAACUCAGCAGAUGCACAGUUAGAAACUUUUGUGUUACAUCAUGAAGAAAAAACAGUGGAAUGCUCUCCAAAGGCUAGUGGAUUAUGUGGGGACCAACAUGAAAUAACGUUAUCUGAGUACAUUAGAGAAACAAUUCCUGUAACAGAAUCGAAGAUUAUUCCCUCCUCCUCUGAAUCGCGAUCCUUUAAAACACAACAGGGACAUGAAAUAAAUCACUCUAAAGUUAAUCUUGCCAGUAGUUUUAGUCCUUACCGAGAAGGCAGACUCAUAGAGAAGCGCCUGAGAUCCUCGUCAGAAGGCAAUGCUGGAAGCAGCAGGAUGAUCUUAAAACCAAAGGACGGAAACACAGAAGAUCUUCAUAGCUUGCGGAAGCAGAGAGCGGGCUCGUCAUCUUCAAAAAUGAACAGCCUGGAUGUUCUGAAUAACUUGGGUUCCUGUGAGUUGGAUGAAGAUGACCUCAUGCUUGAUUUGGAAUUCCUAGAAGAGCAGCAUCACCAUCGUUCUGUUUGCCGGGAAGAUUCAUAUCAGUCCAUAGUCUCCUGUGCUGCCGUAGUACUUACACCUAUAGAACCACCUGGGGAAGCAAAGAAAAAAGAAGAGCCAAAAAUGCCUGAUGUGGCCAAACGGAACCUCUCUCUGAAGUUGUCAAAGGAAGUGGACCAAGGAGAAGCUAGAUGUCCUCGUGUCAGCCAGGUGGCCAGCAGUCCCACUGUGGAGUGGCCUUUUGCAGGCCUGGAAGAAGGUGGAGGCAUGGAAUCUUUGCCCUUCCGACUGAUGAUGCAGGAUUGCACAGCUGUAAAGACGUUACUGCUGAAAAUGAAGAGAGUUCUUCAAGAGAGUGCAGAUAUGAGUCCUGCCAGUAGUACCACUUCACUUCCUGUUAGCCCACUUACUGAAGAGCCAGUGCCUUUCAAGGAUAUAAUGAAAGAUGAAUGUUCAGUGCUGAAGUUGCAGCUGAAGGAGAGAGAUGAACUCAUUUCCCAACUACGUGAGGAUCUGGAGAAAGCCCAACAUUUACAGAAGGCUCUCGCUUCCCGAGUAGAUAAAUCCACACAGACUGAACUUGUAGGCCAUGAUGCUACAUAUCUAAACAAAGUUGUGAGCCAAAACCUCAACACAAGGGACAGAAAGUCAGCACAUACUCCCACCGAGGACCCUUUUAGAUAUUCAUUGGGCAACCAAGCAACUGCCUAUGAAAGCAAAAGCUGUCAGCUGUCAAGUCUGUGUCUGAGUAACCUCCUGAAAGAUAAAGAAAUAGUGGAAGUCAUCAAGCACACCAGGGACACAUAUGAGACCCUCACUUCAGAGGUCACCCAGAAUGUUUUGGCCAGCGCUACACAAAGUACAACCAAGCCAACACCCAAGACAGAGAGCUUUCCAGGGUUGGCUGGGGCGCCGAAGGAUCAGACUGCUGUACCCCGGCAGCAUUCCACUUUCACGGGGAGAUUUGGACAGCCUCCGAGGGGACCCAUCUCCUUACACAUGUACAGCAGGAAAAAUGUUUUCCUCCACCACAACUUACACACGGCAGAGCUGCAGACUUUAGGCCAAAAAGAUGGCUAACUGAGUCCUCAUAUUCUUGUUGUAGAAGGAAAUAAAGUCAGUUAAGGGGGAAUGUUGCUCAUCUAGAGCUCAGUCUUAAGUUUUCAUCUGCUGCUACCUUUAAUUUUUUAACUUUUAACAUUGUACAUGGGCUCCAUAUUUUCCCUGUUUAGGGAGGGUGGGGAUGGGGGUGGACUAGCAUGUUAACUUAAGUAACUAGAUUGAAUUGUCUUGCCGAAGUUGUCAUAUGUAUAAUAAAUGGGACCAUCUUGCUGGGAUCUCUAGUCCAAAAUAGGCCCAAUAUUUUUCUCAUCUUUUUGCCUCUGUGAACCACUGACAACAUUGAAGUUUUCCAGCAGGUGAUUUCAAAUAGCAAUGUAUUUAAUUAAUAAUGUUACUGUGAAAGUAGAUGUGAGGAAUGAGUAGGUAAGUAACUAGUAAACACUCCUGAAUUGUAUAGAGACAAGGGAGAUAAUGAGACCGAAGUCUUUGGGGCACUCUUUUUGUAUCAUGUUUUUUGUUUCUUUGAACAAUGAAAUUUACUCACAUAUAAACUAGAGAUUCGCUGGCUUCUGUUGUGUGAAUUUUGAGAAUGCCUCAUCACACCAGUAGAGGAAGAGACUGCUUUUAAUUUUCUUCUAAAUGUUCAGUUCACACAGGUUCACCAAGGAUUUCAGAGUAAUUGGAAUUCAAAUUGAGAGUGACAGCUUUGAUCCUCCAAAAACUUUGGUUUUUUACUAUUUUUGUUGUAUUAUGAUGUCACAUUUUAGUGAUAUUUGGUGUACUUUCACGGAUGAUACAUCACUCAUGCAUUGAACAGCACAGACUAUCGUGCUGUGUCAUCAUCUAAUGUCAUGCCACAUUCCAGUAUAUCAAACUGAAAAUGGAUGAAAGACUAAAGGAAUUCCAUUGCCUUAUCCAGUCAAUGGUUAAUGACCUGGAAUAGUUGAUGACCUGGACUAACUCUGCAUGUUUGGCAGUCUAUUUGUCAUAUUACACACCUGUUGAAACCCAUAUAGUCCUAGCUGACCUACAGCAUUCUAGUCUCAGAGGAAUUUGAAGUAAUCUGAUCACGCUGAAGAGCUUGCAAACAUGCCAGUGACAUAAAAUCCUGGUUGCUCCUUCCAGCAGACUUGAAACUGAGUGACUAAGACAAGAUAUGCUAAACGUGGCAUAUACAAAACUUGAUUCUUAGCCUAACAUGUCUCUGAUGGCAGGUAAUCUGUUUGAAUAAUAAGACAUAUAAUAGCUCUUGAAUAACAAGAAUCUCAAGCAUUUCAGGGCAUAAGAAGCGGACCAAUAAAUCUGAAUAAGGUCACCUCUCUUUUUAUUUAUGAUUAAGUAUGGAGGAGGAAGAGGAAGGAGUUCAGCAGAUCCUUACUCAAAGAUUCAAGUAGCUAACAUACCCUAACCAAUAGAAAAUGAAACUCCUAAAGGUCAGCAGUCAAGUAAUGCACACAAUACCAUAUACUAGGAUAACAAUUACCUACAAGGAAGCAUAACAUCUGCCUAGCCGCGCAAUCCAGUUAUCAGAUUUGUGUAAAGACUGCUUGGGGGAAGAAACACGUGGGUUACAGGCCUUGGAAAAUGUGCUACAGAGCCACUGUAGUAGCCUUGAAUCACCAGGCUUCUGUUUAUUGAGGCUUCCAAUUAGGUCUAGUUUUGAGACAUCAUCUGCUGUUGAAGACACCAACGUUUGUCUGAAUAUGCUAUAGUGAUAACUUUGGAUUUGCAGAGCUAGGCACAUGUGAAUCAAGGUGAAUAUAUACAAACAAACUCACUUUGUUUCUCUUUGUGUGUUGUUACUGCCAAAAUGGAACAAUCCAAAACUGCAAAAACAGCUUGGUUGAAUGAAGUAGGGCUGUUCAAGAUUCCUAAUGUUGCUUUGAUACAUGUAAAGUCUACAGGCUUAAAAAACAAAAUAGUAGUACCAUGAUUUCACUAUUUAGAUCCAUGUUUUCAUCUGAGCAACUUCUUAAGGUUAUGGUAGAUUGAAAAAGACAACAAUGAUUAUUAAUUACAGAUUUCAGCCUGGCCUUUCUCAAGAGUUGAUGUAUGCAAUUAUAUUUCAAAUCUGUAAAUAAAUUAAAAUAUUGUAAUUAAGGGCAUUUUUUUUCCAGGACACAAAUGUACUAUACUACAUAAAAACCUCUUCAAUUUUAACUGAUGUACUGUAUUUAUAGUUGAUUUUUUCCUGGAAAAAUGGACUUUUGGAUUACACUUUAUUUAAAAAAAAAACUAUCUACACAUUUCAAAAAACAUUUUAGAUGCUACUAUUUUCUUGGAAAAUCUUUUUUAAAGCUGAAACUUUCAAAAAAAACUGGAGAAAACAGGUCAAUUAAAGUGAGGGAUAUUUUUAAAAAAUAUCUUGAAGCUGUUUUGUAUCAGUAUUUUCAGCAUUGUUAUAAUAUUAUUUGUAAUUCUAAGUGUAAAGCUGGCCCUGAGAUGGGAGUAAGCCACAUGUUAAUGUACAAUACAGCAGUAUCUGUAAAACGGGUCCUUUGUGUGAUCCUCUUGUAUGUAUAGUAACUCAUAAAGCAACAGCAUGUGGACAUUC
This is a messenger RNA of Mauremys reevesii (Reeves's turtle), 5492 nucleotides long. RefSeq names its product coiled-coil serine rich protein 1 (gene CCSER1). The coding region runs from base 299 to 2956 and encodes 885 amino acids. The record is from RefSeq and is a predicted model, not a curated record. NCBI's taxonomy places the organism in Eukaryota, Metazoa, Chordata, Testudines, Geoemydidae. The transcript has 10 exons.